GCAGUAGAGUUUACAUGGUCCGCUGUGUUGUACAAAUCGCGAGCUGCGCCGUGAGUACGUCGCGGAUAAACAACUCGGCACCGGCUCCUGCAGCUCUCAGAUCGCGCUCUCGACAUUGCAUGCAUCUCUGGUUUCGACCAUCCAGAAUUGACGUGGUGCAGUGCAGGUGUGGUGUCAGUGCCUAGGGCCAGGCCACGACCAACCCUACCGCGAUCGCAGACUAACUUCUGGUGCAACUCUAGUGCAAAAAGUGUCAAAGUGUUUAGUGUACAAAAUGUUUGGCACUGUACAAAGUUAGUGCGACGUAAUGUUGUCGUAUAUGCUACCAGUGGACGAAAAACCGCCACCGGGUCCUAACAAAGGACACAUGCAGUUAUCUUUGGGGUCAGAAGUCCUAACAAAUGGUAGGACUUCCAGUCCUAUCAGCAAAGAAACAAGUAUUAGCAGUUUUGUUAGCGAUGUCACUACUGCAACUGCAAGUUACAGUUCAAUGACGCCUACUAGCACUAGUGAUAAAGGAAAGCCUAAGUUAGUAAUUAAUGGAGGAAAACACCAAACGCUAAAAAGGGUUUCGUUUGGUAGUUCCAAGGGAUCGAUGGUGGAGACGCUUAUUUUUGAAAGUCCUGUCCAAGAAGAACCCGAGCCAAGCCCGAUACCUGAAAAUGCAAUUCCUUUUCCAGCAGAUCAGGAUCAGACCGAAACCGAACGAGAAAAAGUACGAGUGACGUUCUUUCAACAGUCGAAACCUCAAGAAGUCGACCUGCCGGAUGAACCUGUUGUUUUUACGGAUACAGACUUCAUAAUGGCGACUACGGUGGCUAUGAAUGAUUCGAACCAUGUAGUUUACAAUAGAACAGAAAGUACGGAAAGCGGCUGGGAGAAUCCAUUUCGACCUGGAGGCGACUUGAGUAGAGAAGCAGACGAAAUAGUAGAGUUAAUAAAAGGGGGCAAACCAAUAACGCCCACACCAGAUAGUACUGCGCCCCCUUUACCUUCCUUAGAUGAGCCAGACACACAAAAGAACCAAACAACGGCGAACAAUGUUGCAGAGCCAAUUACGCAAAGUCCAAAAAAAGCAACUGAACUGAACGCCGCCCCCAAAAGUGCGAACGGAAAUGUACAGAACGACAACAAGCCUGCCGCCCCCGGAGCUGUUGACGUUAAACGAGGGACAAUUAAACCAGAUGGGGAAGUCGAACAUGUUACGAUAAAAAAGAAACCUAAGUGCAAGUGCUGUGUUAUACAAUAACUGGUGACGACAUAGUCAAUAGACUUGUUACUGUUAAAAUAUUUUAUAGAUAUCGUGGUGUAAAAAUCUUUUAUUUUUCGAUUUUCGAACGAUACAUAAGUUAACUGUGAUGUAAUUUAGUACAAAUUGUUAUCUGAUUCACUGAUCGACUACAGAAUCUUUAAAUGUGCGUUUGACAUAGAAUUAUUUCAAAUUAAAAUAUUUUCAAGAACACUUCUGCAAUUUAAUUUUUGCAAUUCAUGUCAAAUGUACAUGUGAUGAGGCCUAAAAUUAUUCAUGUACAUAGUAAUCACCUGAAUCUCACAGUGAAAUAGUUUUGAGAAUAAAUUAACAUAUCAUGUCAAUAAUAUUGUACCGUGUUAUUCAGACUUGGCGUAGAGAGAAAAACAAAAAUUGCAUCGAUUUUGGGAUACGCUGUAACGUGCGAUAAACAGCACAAGUUGACAAGUUUUAAGAUUUAAAAGACAUUUAAGUUAACACUUUAUCAUUAUAAUUUGGACAGUCAGUACGGCCAAGUACAGAUAAGGUGAGUGAAAACCUACAGGUACAUUUCUCGAUGUUUCUAUUCCAGUGUUCUGUAUUAUAAAGUAUAAGUACAUUUGUAAUUGUAAAAAUACUAAUGAACAAGACGACUGAAAAUUAAAGAUGCUAGAUUAUAUAGUUAUUGUAAAUAAAAUAUACCUUCAAGUCGAUCAUUGGGUCAGAUAGUAUUAUUCAGCUAAUCAACAGGACGCAAUAUAAUUUAAAUAUAUAAGUGGAGUAUAAUUUCAUUUGCUUUUUAAUAAGAGAUUUAAAAAAUCGAAUUUUAAAUUUUUUACACCACAAAAGCUGAUGAUGCUUAAUAUGCUUUAACCAGUCACACAAAUACUAGUUGUGCUAUUCUGUUGAAGUGAAGAUGCUUAAAAGGUGCAUGUUUCAAUCUGAAUCUCUACUUAAUUUUCAAAGCAAUAUUAGUGCUAAUUGAGUAUAUUUAAUUAUAACAAAAAAUACAGUGCUGACAAAUGUUUUAUUUUUUCUU
Molecule: messenger RNA, 2267 nt
Organism: Zophobas morio
Lineage: Eukaryota; Metazoa; Arthropoda; Insecta; Coleoptera; Tenebrionidae
Exons: 5
Coding region: 308-1249 (313 amino acids)
Source: RefSeq, a predicted model, not a curated record